UCACAAAAAACCCAAAAAUAUGGUUCCCAAAAUUAACACUGUAGCCUUCCCAUUGGUUACUACUUUCUAGGCUCCAAACCCACACAGUCAACUGUUCAUCUGUGGCAUUGUCUGCUUCCUGUUGUUUUCUCCCCCCAAAAAGUCUCUUUUAUUUGGGCAUUUUGCUAAACAAUUAGUAAUCAAGAAGCUGAAGAGAGGGGAGGAAAAUAAUGGUGGGAAAGAAGAGUUAUUUGGCAAUGAGGAGUGAGCGAGAAGCAACUGAUCUCAUCGUAUCUGACUUCCAAGAUCUAAUCUUUGCUACUAAGAAGCUUGCUAACCAUGCUAUCAAAUUGGGUUCUUGGGGAUUUGGGACUACCCUUCUUGAAUGGAUCGCUUCCUUCGCUGCAAUUUAUCUAUUGAUAUUGGACCGAACAAACUGGAAAACCAAUAUUCUUACAGCACUGUUAAUCCCAUACAUCUUCUUGAGUCUGCCUUCCUUCCUGUUCAACAUCUUGAGGGGAGAAGUUGGGAAAUGGAUUGCUCUUAUUGCAGUCGUUUUGCGCUUGUUCUUCCCUAGACGUUUCCCAGAUUGGCUGGAACUUCCUGGAGCAUUGAUACUUCUAAUAGUGGUGGCACCGAGCUUAUUUUCAAGCACAAUAAGGAACGACUGGAUUGGUGUGGUGAUAUGCCUGGGCAUAGCUUGUUAUCUACUUCAGGAGCACAUCAGAGCAUCAGGUGGGUUUCGCAAUUCAUUCACCAAAGCCAAUGGAAUAUCCAACACAAUUGGCAUAAUUAUUCUGUUGGUUUACCCUGCUUGGGCUUUGGUCACUGACAUCCUCUAGAUUCAGCUCUGCUUCUGGAUUGUGUGUGUUUUAGUUUCGUCAAGUUCAUGAUUUGUUUUUUCUGCACCAUUAAUUUGUUGAGACGUACCCAAAUUCGUUGUUA
Messenger RNA from Gossypium arboreum, 924 nucleotides. Its product is annotated as cold-regulated 413 plasma membrane protein 1-like. Gene Ontology annotation, cellular component: membrane. The transcript has 4 exons. Bases 210 to 821 code for a protein of 203 amino acids. Lineage: Eukaryota; Viridiplantae; Streptophyta; Magnoliopsida; Malvales; Malvaceae. The record is from RefSeq and is a predicted model, not a curated record.